GCAAGACCCAUUGCGCCCAUGCCACUGAAGCUUCCAGUCAGUUGACCUGCUGUCCAAACUUUUGGGGCGAAAUGGCGUGAAAAAGAUUUGUGUGGUGUGCGUCCAGACUUGUUGGUGCCAGUCUUCUCAAGUUUUUGGAAGGGUUUGUCUUUGUAUCAGGCAUGAACGCACUGAAUGUCAAGGUUGUGAAGGCUCACUGGCAUGAAUGCUCUAUUGAAACAAUGCCUACCUAUAUACUGUACAUGCAGACCUUUUCAAUCACAAAGGAUCUGCCCAAGCACUGUUUUGCAAGUCGCCCUGUUGGCGAAGCAAGCGCGUUCUCGCACUUUAUUCGUCGCCAAAAUUGGCGAGCAACUGGAUUGGUGAACAACAGCUUUUCAACCAACAUUUCUUCUUGUGGUGGUAGCAGCGGCAACAAUUGGUGGCCCUUCGGAGAUUGCCUGCCGUGGUCUGAUUUUCUGGGAAGUUUCCCCAACUCAUAGUUUGCAAGGCUUCCACAGCGCCUGUGCUCUUGGUGUCUGCGGCUCCAGCGCUCAAUGCAAGGAUGAUGAGGCAAGCGACAAGACGGAUUUGCGCCAUGAACAUGCAGACACCCCUAAGCUAAAAAGCGUGCCCGAGUGUGUGAGGAAAAGAUGCUGAGAAAUGACACAA
This is a messenger RNA of Cladocopium goreaui, 651 nucleotides long. The record is from the annotation of a GenBank genome assembly. Lineage: Eukaryota; Dinophyceae; Suessiales; Symbiodiniaceae.